Penicillium subrubescens is the source of this 1860-nucleotide messenger RNA. Its product is annotated as M20 family dipeptidase. The transcript is spliced from 5 exons. The coding region runs from base 94 to 1659 and encodes 521 amino acids. Gene Ontology annotation, biological process: proteolysis. Lineage: Eukaryota; Fungi; Ascomycota; Eurotiomycetes; Eurotiales; Aspergillaceae. Gene Ontology annotation, molecular function: metallodipeptidase activity. The record is from RefSeq and is a predicted model, not a curated record.
GGUUACCGCCGGGCUUCCAGGGUUGCAGGCCUAAAGUAUUAAUUACGUGAUAAGAUACUUUUCGGUGCGACAGGCGCCCUCAGCUUUCUGCAAAUGCUGCCCCUCUUUCCCCUCCGCAUCCCCUCGCUCGCAAGAUCUGGGCAAUCUCUUCUCUCCAAGUUUUCCCCAUCCACUCGUCCAAUCGUCCCUCGCCGCUUCUUCUACGGACAUAUCAGUGAUACCAAGAUGGCGCCCCAGCUGGAGCCCUUUUUCAAGCAGGUCGAUGAGUCGUCCGAGCUCUUCAUUGAUCGUCUGCGCAAGGCAGUUGCUAUUCCCUCCAUCUCAGCCCAGGAUGAGAACCGACCGGAUGUGUUCCGCAUGGCCCAAUUCCUUGCGGACGAACUGACCGCGCUCGGUGCUGAGGUUGAGCAAAGGCCGCUGGGCAAGCAGCCCGGCAAGGAGCACCUCGAUCUGCCCCCCGUCGUCGUUGCCCGCUACGGUAACGACAAGAACAAGAAGACCAUCCUGGUCUACGGCCACUACGAUGUGCAGCCCGCUCUGAAGGAGGACGGCUGGGCUACCGAGCCCUUCGAGUUGACCAUCGAUGAGAAGGGUCGCAUGUAUGGCCGUGGAUCUACGGAUGACAAGGGCCCCGUUCUGGGCUGGGUUAACGUGAUCGAGGCUCACCGCAAGGCUGGUGUUGAGCUGCCCGUCAACCUGCUCUGCUGCUUUGAGGGAAUGGAGGAGUAUGGAUCUGAGGGUCUGGAUGACUUCAUCAACGCUGAGGCCAAGAAGUACUUCAAGGAUACCGACGCCGUGUGCAUUUCGGAUAACUACUGGCUUGGUACUGAGAAGCCUUGCCUGACCUACGGUCUUCGUGGCUGCAACUACUACUCCAUCAGUGUCUCCGGUCCUGCCCAGGACCUCCACAGCGGUGUCUUCGGUGGCUCUGCACACGAGCCCAUGACCGACCUGGUCCAAGUUCUGUCAAAGCUGGUGGAUCCCCAGGGUAACAUUCUGAUCCCUGGCCUCAUGGAUCUGGUUGCUCCCGUGACUGAGGAUGAGAAGUCUCUGUACGGCAACAUUAGCUACACCAUGGAGAACCUCCACGAGUCCUUGGGCAGUGAGACUGGUAUCCACCCCAACAAGGAGCGCACUCUGAUGGCCCGCUGGCGGUACCCCUCCCUGUCCAUUCACGGUAUCGAGGGCGCUUAUUCCGCUCCUGGAGCCAAGACGGUCAUCCCCGCCAAGGUGAUCGGCAAGUUCUCUAUUCGCACCGUGCCCAACAUGGAGAGUGAGGAUGUCAACAAGCUGGUGUUCGACCACAUCAAGGCCGAGUUCGCCAAGCUCAACAGCAAGAACAAGCUGGAUGUGUGGUUGCAGCACGACGGCAAGUGGUGGGUGGCCAGCCCUAAGCACUGGAACUUCAGUGCCGCCAGCAAGGCCGUCCAGCAGGUCUUUGGCGUCGAGCCGGAUAUGACCCGUGAGGGUGGAAGUAUUCCCGUCACAUUGACCUUCGAGCAAGCCACUGGCAAGAACGUCUUGCUGCUCCCCAUGGGUAGUUCCACCGAUGCCGCUCACUCGGCCAACGAGAAGCUGGACCGCCGCAACUAUAUUGAGGGAACCAAGUUGCUAGGUGCUUACCUGCACUACGUGGCCGAGGAGCCGGCCACUGAGUAAACGUGCGCGUUUCUAUCAACACUAUAGAAACAUGCUCAAAUUAAGCCAAUCAACAAGCUAUCUUAUGAAUAAAUUAUGCCCCUUCGAUUUAACAUGUUAUCAGAAGAGCAGCAGGGAAGAGCAUGUUUCAUGUAACUUAAAAAUAGCAUCAAACUGAAAUCAAUACAGGCAAAGAUCUAAACCCAAAGGUCACUUUCAUAC